GGAUGCCCGGAAGAUAUCUUGUCCUUCAUGCUUACCCCAGGGUGUCCACCGUUCCCCACAUUCUGUCCUUUUUGUGGUUACCCAGGAGGCCCCCGUUCCUGCUGGAUGUCCCUUUCCCCACCUUUGCCCCCGAAUGUUAUCCCGGAUCCCCCCAUUUUCCCCGCAGCCAUGUCCCACCAACUCCCCUGUUCCCUCCCCCCUGUUAUCCUGGAGAGAAAUGCCCCAAAGGAGGCUGCCCAAAGCUGCCCUCUGACCAAACCCGUGGGGUUUCCUCACCUGUUACCCUGGGGGACAAGUGCCCAGGCCAAAUGCCCCAUUCAUUCCCCCUUGUUCCUGACUGCUAACCCAGGACAGAGCUGUCCGGAAAAGUUUUCCCCCCUGCAAACAACCCAUGGUCCUGGGGCUGUUUUUUUCCCAGGGUUCCAGGAAAUGGCCCCACUGAACCUGUCCCCCGUAACUGCCAUGGUUCCCCCCCCACUUUGCUUUCCCAGGAGGAACCCAUGUCCAGGGAAACUGUCCCCCCACCCCACAAGUGGCCCCACCUUUGCUAUUUCCCCCGGCCUUUUUGGGUUCCUCCCCGGAUGGUUCCUGGAAAACCCCCUUGUCCCCUCUUGGGUAUCCAGGGCAGGGCCCAUGUCCCAUAGGAUGUCCCCCCUUCCCCCACACCCUUGCUCAAUCUUGCCCCUGCCUGGCAAAACCAUGCCCCCCUGGGGUGGGCCCCCGUGGUCCCCUUUUGCCCCCCAUGUUUAUCCAGGUGGAAAAGUUGUCCUGAAGGGAAUGUCCAGUGGGACCUCCCUGUUUCCUUGA
Molecule: messenger RNA, 807 nt
Organism: Penaeus monodon (black tiger shrimp)
Lineage: Eukaryota; Metazoa; Arthropoda; Malacostraca; Decapoda; Penaeidae
Product: extensin-like
Exons: 4
Source: RefSeq, a predicted model, not a curated record